UUGCACAAAAACAUUUAUAGUAAUCUCACCCUCAAACUCACAUAGAAAUAAAGGAGGGAUGGAAAUUCUACAUCCUAGCCAUAAUCAUCCUCUAGCUUUCAUUGAAGAGCGGAGCCAUGAAAGUGAUGAGAAGGCUUAUUGCUAUGCGUGUGGGGAGGUGGUGUCGGGUCCUGCGUAUAGCUGCGCGGCAUGCGGGUUUCACCUUGACAAAAACUGUGCCGAAGCACCUUCACAGAUGAAUCACCCCUUUCACCGCAACCACAUCCUUGAUCGUCUAUCAAGCUGGCCAUAUGGUAAACUUUGGUUUAAUUGCGAUUUCUGCAACAAAAGGUGUGACAACUUUGGUUAUAGUUGUUCUGCUUGUGAUUUACGCCUCCACAUCAAGUGUGCUCUGUUUUCAUAUAACAUUGUUGAAAAAAAUAUUGGAGAGCUUCAACAUACUGAAAAUCAUUCUGCAAAACUCAAAUACGCCCAAUGCUUUGUAUGUUGGACACCAUUAUUAAAUUCUGUAUACUUUUCUCUUGAUCGUGGAUUUUUCCUGCAUAAAAAAUGUGUUGAGCUACCCUUUGAAAUCAAUCACCUUUGCCACCGCCAACAUUCUCUUUUUUUACAAUUUAAUAGUGAUGGUCUCCCUUGCAAGAUAUGUCAAGAAACCCAACGCAGGGGAUUUGUUUACUGUUGUUCAAUGUGCAAGGUUGCCCUUCACAUUGAAUGUGUGUCACCAUUGCCUAUUAUUGAAGACACUAGUCAUGAACACUCAUUCACUAAGUGUUUAAGACGAUUGUCAUUCAUUUGUGAUGCAUGUGGCACGUUAGGAAAUUAUGCUCCUUAUAUUUGCUCGACAUGUAGCCUUACAAUUCACAAGGAUUGCGCAGCAUUACCGCGCAUCAUCAAAAGCGUAUGGCAUCACCAUCCUAUUUCCCACUACUAUUUUGCAGUAGAAAAUGAGUGUGGAAUACUGGAAUGUGGAAUUUGUCACGAGGAGGUGAACAAAGAGUAUGGGAGUUACUAUUGUUCCGAGUGUAAGUUUAUUGUCCAUGUGAAAUGUGUCCAAGAGGAUACUGGUUUCUAUUACGAAAUUGAGUCAAUAGAUGAUUAUGAGAAGCUUAAUGAAAAUCCAACAGUGGUGGAUCCAACCUUUCGUGUCAUUAACGAGAUCGAACUUGGAGAAAAUGUGAUAAAUACAGAGAUAAAACAUUUCAGCCAUGAACACAAUUUAGUAUUAUAUGAUGAAGUAAAGGAUGAGAAAUGUUGUGACUGUUGCAGUGUACUCAUUGAGACCUCUUUUUAUCGUUGUUCAGAAUGUGAUUUUUAUCUCCACAAAUCAUGUGCUGAGUUACCCAAGAAGAAGCAAUUUUGGUUGUUCCCUCAGUUGUCCCUAAACCUUCUUUCAAAUUGCUUUUUCAAAUGUUCAUCUUGUAGUUCUCUGCACACUGGUUUUGCCUACAAAUGGGAGGAUUUAUCGUGCUGCCUUCAAUGUGUCGAAUUUCCUUUCUCCAGCAAAACAAGUCAAGGACACAAGGAGCACCAUCUCCUCUUUUACCUCAAGUAUAAUGGGCAGUGCAAUGCUUGUGGUGACAGUAUUUGUGAUGAAGCAGCAUACAGAUGCAAGGCUUGCAAUUUUAAUGUGCAUCCGGAAUGUACUCGGCUACCACAAAAAGUUCAACACAAAUCUGAUGAACAUCAUCUCACACUUACAUACCAUGAAGAUAAUGAUUAUGCAGAAUAUCAUUAUUGUGACAUUUGUGAAGAAAGAAGAAACCCCAACAUUUGGUUUUACUAUUGCGCACUUUGUGACGAGUCAGCUCAUCCCGAAUGUGUUCUUAGAGAUUACCCAUUUAUCAAGCUCGGGAGAAGGAUCUCUGUAGAAACCGAUCAUCCACACUCACUCAUUCUCGUGCAAAAAGUUUAUCUUUACCCUGAAUGUUCUAAAUGUGGUCAGCUCUGCUUAGAUCUGGCUCUUGAGUGUGCAGACACAAGAUGCAGCUUUAUUAUCCAUUGGAGAUGUAGCCACCUCAAAGACUUCAUUGAAGAUGAUAAUAUUGUUGAGCUGAUAGCCAUCAAAGGUUACUGAUGAUUUCUUUAGUGGGUUGUUUUAAACUAUUCAUCCUUCUUUAUGAUUUGAUAAUUUCCAAAAUGUUUGAAUAAAAUUACUCUGCAAUC
Molecule: messenger RNA, 2163 nt
Organism: Theobroma cacao (cacao)
Lineage: Eukaryota; Viridiplantae; Streptophyta; Magnoliopsida; Malvales; Malvaceae
Source: RefSeq, a predicted model, not a curated record